Molecule: messenger RNA, 1068 nt
Organism: Meriones unguiculatus (Mongolian gerbil)
Lineage: Eukaryota; Metazoa; Chordata; Mammalia; Rodentia; Muridae
Product: olfactory receptor 5H19
Exons: 2
Coding region: 132-1061 (309 amino acids)
Biological process (GO): sensory perception of smell; G protein-coupled receptor signaling pathway
Cellular component (GO): membrane
Molecular function (GO): G protein-coupled receptor activity; odorant binding; olfactory receptor activity
Source: RefSeq, a predicted model, not a curated record
GUGGUAAGAACUGGUCCCUAGGUUAUUGCUUUUCUGUAGGACUGUGUUCAUCUCAGCUUUAGAGAGCCUAGGACCUAUUUUUAAAAAAUCUCUGCAGCUUCUUCCAGACUAUAGAGCCAUCCAGAGGAGACAUGGAAAAGGAGAACACAACACAGCUGACGGAGUUUGUUCUCACAGGUCUCAUUCAUCAGCCACUGUGGGAAAUCCCUCUGUUCCUGGUCUUCUUGGCGGUCUAUCUCAUCACCAUUGUGGGAAACGUUGGUCUGAUCACUCUCAUCUGGACUGACCCUCACCUUCACAUCCCCAUGUACCUGUUCCUCGGAAGUUUAGCUUUUGUAGAUACAUCUAUAUCUUCCACAGUGGUUCCAAAGAUGCUGCGUGACCUCUUUGCUAAGAGCAAGCUGAUCUCUCUAUCUGAAUGUAUGACACAAUUUUUUUUAUUUAAUAUCAGUGCCACCACAGAAUGUUUCCUCUUGGCAGCAAUGGCCUAUGAUCGCUAUGUGGCCAUCUGUAAACCUUUACUCUACCCAGUGGUUAUGACCAAUAGUCUGUGUGUUUGUCUGAUAGUCUUGUCCUUUGUAGGUGGGAUUAUUCAUGCUUUAAUUCAUGAAGGUUUUUUAUUGAGAUUAACCUUCUGUAAUUCCAACAUGAUACAUCACUUUUAUUGUGACAUUAUAUCACUGUUAAAGAUUGCCUGUACUGACACUUCUCUGAAUUACCUAAUUGUUUUUAUUUUUUCUGGCUCGAUCCAGGUUUUCACUAUUUCAACCAUCCUUGUCUCUUACACUAUUAUUCUGUUUACAAUAUUAAAAAAGAAAUCUGCCAAAGGUAUAAAGAAAGCCUUCUCUACCUGUGGAGCUCAUCUUUUAUCAGUGUCUCUAUACUAUGGUCCUCUUCUCUUCAUGUAUGUGCACCCGGCAUCUUCAGAAGUAGAUGAUCAAGAUAUGAUAGACUCUCUGUUUUACACUGUCAUAAUUCCUGUGUUAAAUCCAAUUAUUUACAGUUUGAGAAAUAAGCAAGUCAUAGAUUCAUUGGCAAAAUUAUUAAAGAGAAAUGUUUAGAUUUCUU